AAGCCCGGCGGAGCCACUUCAACGCGUCGGAGGGGCAGGUUCCUGCCAGGACGGCCGGCAAGCCCUCGGCACACCUCAUCCUCCGCCCGCAGAGCCUGGCCCAGGACGGAAACUCCCGGCGCUUCGGGAACCUCUCCCAGUCGUGCCGCCACGCCAUCGCCCGCUGGGAGGACAGCACCAUCCCCUCCCACCUGCCAAGGCUGCGCGUCAACCAGGCGGGCAAGUACUACGUCUACUCCCAGAUCUACUUCCGCUACCCCAGCGACGGGGCCGGCGCCCGCGUCUCCGUCCCGCAGCUCGUCCAGUGCAUCAACUGGAAGACCUCCUACAGCCAACCCAUCCUCCUGCUCAAGGGGGUGGGCACCAAGUGCUGGGCUCCCGGGGCGGACUACGGGCUCCACGCGCUCUACCAGGGGGGACUGUUUGAGCUGAAGGCCGGCGACGAGCUCUUCGUCUCCGUCUCCUCCUUGGCCAUCGACUACAACGACGCAGCAGCCA
Molecule: messenger RNA, 498 nt
Organism: Tauraco erythrolophus (red-crested turaco)
Lineage: Eukaryota; Metazoa; Chordata; Aves; Musophagiformes; Musophagidae
Source: RefSeq, a predicted model, not a curated record